UGGUUUUACCUAUGUAACAUUUAGCUAUCCACACUCGUUGCGAAGCAUGGCCUCUUGUGGUGUAUAUUUACUUCCACUUUUUGGGACCCCUCUGCUCUCCUCCUCCUGGUUCCCCUCGGCCAGCAACUCGUGCCUCUUGAACCCGAUCACUCCAGCUCCCACUUCCCGCUGCCAGCAACUGCCUAGUCCUGCCUACUCUACCAGCCCUCCUCUACAGAGGAGGGGCCACUCACUUCAGCCAACCUCGGGAGAAAAUGUCUGGAAUCCGUUUCCGGUGAUUUCUUUGUUUUUUACUUAACUUUGCAAACAACUUUAAUUUCCACGACAACUUGUGUUAACUGUAGGGGAUUGAAUUAACGUUACGACAAUGGCUUCUUCGCCUCAGAAGUCCCCGUCCUCUCCGAAAUCUCCGUCGACCAAAUCUCCGACGCCCAAAUCCCCAUCUUCCAGAAAGAAAGACGACUCUUUCCUGGGAAAACUUGGUGGAACUUUGGCAAGAAGGAAAAAGGCUAAAGAAGUGUCUGAGCUUCAGGAAGAGGGGAUAAAUGCCAUAAACCUUCCUCUCAGCCCUUCCCACUAUGAGCUGGACCCUGAGGACACCAUGCUAGAGGAGAAUGAAGUACGCACCAUGGUGGACCCCAACUCCAAGAAUGACCGCAAACUGCAGGAGCUCAUGAAGGUGUUGAUCGACUGGAUAAAUGAUGUUCUGGUUGGGGAAAGGAUCAUUGUGAAGGAUCUGGCUGAAGAUCUGUAUGAUGGACAGGUCCUACAGAAACUAUUUGAAAAGCUGGAAGGUGAGAAACUGAACGUGGCAGAGGUGACUCAGUCGGAGAUUGCCCAGAAACAGAAGCUGCAGACCGUUUUAGAGCGCAUCAAUGACUCACUCAAACUCUCCACCAGGAACAUUCGCUGGAAUGUUGACUCGGUUCAUGCUAAGAGUAUAGUUGCCAUCCUGCACCUGCUGGUGGCGCUGUCGCAACACUUCAGAGCACCAAUCAGAUUGCCAGACCACGUUUCUAUUCAAAUAGUGGUCGUUCAGAAAAGAGAGGGCAUUCUCCAGUCCAGACAAAUUCAAGAGGAAAUCACUGGCAACACAGAGGCUUUCUCUGGCAGACAUGAGCGCGACGCUUUCGACACCCUGUUUGACCAUGCUCCAGAUAAACUGAAUGUUGUUAAAAAGACAUUGAUCACAUUUGUGAACAAACACCUCAACAAGCUCAACCUAGAGGUGUCUGAAUUGGACACACAGUUUGCAGACGGUGUUUAUCUGGUAUUGCUGAUGGGGCUGCUGGAGGGAUACUUUGUGCCGCUCUACAACUUUUUCCUCACACCAGAGAAUUUUGACCAAAAGGUCCACAAUGUGUCCUUCUCCUUUGAACUAAUGCAGGACGGAGGUCUGGAGAGACCAAAGCCCCGACCAGAGGAUAUAGUGAACUGUGACCUUAAAUCGACACUGCGCGUCCUCUACAACCUCUUCACCAGGUACAGGAACGUAGACUAAGCUGGGGACAAGAAAAGAACACUUAAACCAUGGACCACAUGUUAUAGUUCAAUAUGUUUUUCCUUCUUUUUGUUGUAAAACUCUGUUUUAUUCUGAAUGCAUGUCACAUUUUGUCCCUGUUGGAUAAUGUACCACACACAAAUCUGUAUUUUAUUUUUCUUCAAAUUCCUGCAGAGACAUUUUUUUUUUUUUUUAUUCAAAAUUUUGCAUUUCUAUACAGUCCUAUGGACAUCUAUGAGAUGUUGAAGUUUAGAUAAAGUGGGAAUUUCGGUAUUAAUCAGCCUGGACCCUAUUUUCCCAUGCAUUUGUGUCAAAGUGACUAAUGUAAACAAAAAUCUUAAAAAAUUGGGCCAGUAUUGAGCGACAACACUGUAACCGGCAACCACGAACCAGGCUGCAAUGUAAUCCUUUAGGGCAAAUGCUUACCGUCAAUAUGCGUUCACUAAAAGUCCUAGUUUGUACCACUGACAGGCUCAGAUUAUUAUUGUGAAGUGACUGACUACAUUACGGAGAGAUGGAGAAGUUGCUGUUAUCCUGCCAAGCUUUCAUGUCUUACUGAUGCCAGGUCAACAUAGUAACUUUAGCUAAUAGGAUUAGCUUACCUCCACUCUGUCUGCAGCUCUUCGCUUUUGGAAAUGCAAAUUUCUUAAGAAAAAUGUGCUUUGGUAUAGGAUUUCUUCUCUUUGGCUGUAGAUAUCCCGGUCAAACUGGUCACUGCAGACCCGAUGGUUUGCAAGGCCCAGUGUAUGGACCGGAGUGUUAGAAACCAUUUGUAGCUGAGCACAACUAGCCACAACUUCAGCCUGUCUGUAUCCAAAGAUAACGUCUUUGAAAGCUGUGCAAAGUUUAGCUCGACAUUUCGUUGGUACAGUUCGGAAAUGCACAAUGAAAAUAUUUGACAGGGUGUCCGCAGGGUUUUAAAAAGUAUUAAAAGGUAGUAAAUCGAAUUAGUAAAAAUUAAGUUAUUAAGGUAUUAAUCGUCAUUUUACAAGGUAUUAAUUUUUUUUAUAAUUUUUUUGCAAAGUAUGAGUUGUCCAUUUGUUUUAUUAUGUCUAUUUAAGUUGAUCUUGUCAAGUUCGUGUGAUAUUAUAUCCUAUCCUGCAUCGGGUGAUAGCCUAUUUUAGCCUGACGAUCCACACCAUUGGCAGGGCUCAAUCCGAGGGGCGGGAUAAACGGUUGUCUUUCAAAUUCCCUCUGCACGCUACAACCAAGCAGAACAAAGAAGAAGAUUGCGGAGCUAGUUGAUAGAUUAAACUUUUGCCGUAUCCGGUCGGUAAAACUCCGAACACAUCUUCCUUUUUAAGAAUU
Messenger RNA from Perca flavescens (yellow perch), 2809 nucleotides. RefSeq names its product alpha-parvin. The coding region runs from base 368 to 1501 and encodes 377 amino acids. Gene Ontology annotation, biological process: substrate adhesion-dependent cell spreading; actin cytoskeleton organization; establishment or maintenance of cell polarity regulating cell shape. The transcript is spliced from 13 exons. Gene Ontology annotation, molecular function: actin binding. Gene Ontology annotation, cellular component: cytoplasm; actin cytoskeleton; focal adhesion. Lineage: Eukaryota; Metazoa; Chordata; Actinopteri; Perciformes; Percidae. The record is from RefSeq and is a predicted model, not a curated record.